AGUUUAUGAAUUUUCUUCUAAACUAAGAAACCUUCGGUUUAAUUUAAACAUUUAGGGAACUGAGUUUGAGGCCUCAAUUAUCCUCUAAUAUGGGGUACUAGACAUUAGUGAUUGGAUUAUUGUUACCAAAAUUUUGCGCAUAAGCAUUAAACUUACCAAUUAGUUUAGGGUUUCAAACUAGGGUUCAUGGUUACAAAUUUUUAAGAACUUAUUGGCAGCUAUGGGAACCUUGUUUUUGAACCAUAUCAAAAAGCAAGCAUCUAAUUUUCUACAGGAGAAAUACAAAAUUGCUAGGCUGACUUUUACUGAUGUUACUCCAACUGAAUUGUUAGCUGAGGAAGCAACAAAUAAUGAUCCAUAUAGCCCUGAUGCUAAGACAAUGACUAAAAUAGCUGAUGCCUCCUUUGACGUGGAUGACUAUUGGAGAAUUGUCGAUAUUCUGCAUCGGAGGUUAUAUAGCAUAGAUUGGAAAGAGUGGAGGCAAUCCUACAAAGCAUUAAUACUUCUGGAGUUCUUACUAACACAUGGCCCUGAAGAUUUUGCUGAAGAAUUUCAACGUGAUAGUUAUGUCAUCCAAGAGCUUGGAUCGUUUAAAUACAUAGAUAAUAAAGGAUUCAAUUGGGGUGUUAGCAUGCAAAAGAAAUCAGACCAAAUACUUAACUUGCUAGGAGGAGGACAAAUCCUAAGAGAAGCACGUUUAAAAGCUCUCAAAAUAACAAAUGAAAUCCAAGGAUUUGGAAGUGCAACGGCUUCUCCUUCAUCAGCAACUUCUUUCUCUUCAUCGGCCUCCGAAGCCUCAAGAACAUCCUUUGGCUCUUUUUCAACCACAAGUUCUGUAUGGAAUGAUAUCAAUGAGCUAAGUAGGUCAUAUGAGCCAUCUCCCACAAAAUUGGAAGCCAUGGAAAGAUAUUCACCGAGCGGACUGCGCAGCAAUGACUAUGAUAAGGCUUCCAAUUUCCUAGAAACCAAUGAAAAUAGUGAAGGAUCACACCUUUGGGAUUGUCCUCCAAUCGAAGAAAAGGGUUCACUGCUCGAAUCUGGGGAUGAAGGUGAUGCAGAAGAUGAUGAUGAAGAUGAGUUUUAUGAGAAGGCGCCGGAUGGUAAUUUGAUAAGUGGAAUGUUCUCGAAGUUGGUUAACCUUAGCCCUCGUAGAUCUCAUGGUGAGAAAGUUGGCUUUAGGAGUGUGUCUGAUGUGGGAAGGGAGGGGCAGAAAAAGUUUGAUCGCCAAUCUUCAUUUUGUGAGAUAAGAUGGAAGACUGAAGCUUCUGGGGCGGUGGAGGAAUUUCUACAACUGGGAUUUAGAGCAGGAGGAGGCAAUAUCGCGGUGGUGCUUGUCCAUGGCGAAGAAGUUGAGCUUAAUGGUGGCUUUGUGAAAGAGUUUGGCAUUGCCGAAAGUGAUGACGAAUUUGAAGACCUCGGGAUUGAUCUUAGACAUCCCGGUGUGAAUGCUUCGGAAGCUUCUGGGGCAAUGGAGGAAUUUCUAAAACUGGGAUUUGGAGUAGCGGGGAAACAGCUUCGCAGUGGUGCUGGCACUGAAAACAAUUUCCUUGGAUUUAGAAUGCUAGGUGCCGGAAGUGAUGACAGAUUUGAAGACCUCGAGAUUGAUCUUGGACCACCCAGUGUGAAUGCCUCGGAAGCUUCUGGGGUGAGGAAUUUCUGCAACUGGGAUUUGGAGGAGGGAGAUGCCGCGUAG
Malus domestica (apple) is the source of this 1693-nucleotide messenger RNA. Lineage: Eukaryota; Viridiplantae; Streptophyta; Magnoliopsida; Rosales; Rosaceae. The record is from RefSeq and is a predicted model, not a curated record.